GACUUGCAGCGACGACACCCUGCGAUUUUUCAACCCUUUGACACGCAGAUGACGCCAAUAACCUCAUACUGAAUCCCUUCCUAUAUAUAUACUUGCAUCAAUAUUCAUUCCCUGGACAACUACGGCGCCCAUGGAUUUCGCAUGCAUAUCCGCCAUGGAACUCUGCCGCGAGCACCUCUUCGACGAUCCCUCUGCUUCCUCCCUAGACGAACUCCUCGCUGCCCUCCCAACUCCACCUCCUUCCCCCAAUCUUCCUCUCACUAAUCUCGACGUCUCCGAUUACCUCGACCACGUUGAAACCCUAUCACUACCUCCCGGUUGCCCCAAUUCCCACGGAGGAUUAAUACCAUACCCUGUUCCAGCAAAAUCUUCCAUCAUCCAAAUCGACCCGGAUUCAACCUCACGGCCAUCGCGGAGGCCGGCAGCGUCUAUCUUCUGCGGUCGGCAGUAUCGCGGCGUGCGGCAGCGGAGAUGGGGGAAGUUUGCGGCUGAGAUAAGGGAUCCCACGAGGGCAAAAUCUAGGGUUUGGCUCGGGACAUUUGAUACGGCGGUGGAGGCUGCGCAGGCGUAUGAUCGGGCGGCGUUUGAAAUGAGGGGGAGUAAAGCGAUUCUGAAUUUUCCCAAUGAGGUUGGGUGCUCCGGCGAGUCGGUUCGGUCGCCGGUGACGGCGACGCGAAAGAGAGGGAGGUAAAUAUCGCCAUUAUCUUCGGUGAUUUGUGUGUCAAUUUGGGUGGUGUUUGUAUGCUUAGCGUCUUGGUUAUGGUGGAACAGAAGAAACUCUGUAGCAUAGAAGAGUUACGAAAAUGGAGA
This is a messenger RNA of Phalaenopsis equestris, 810 nucleotides long. RefSeq names its product pathogenesis-related genes transcriptional activator PTI5-like. NCBI's taxonomy places the organism in Eukaryota, Viridiplantae, Streptophyta, Magnoliopsida, Asparagales, Orchidaceae. The coding region runs from base 131 to 691 and encodes 186 amino acids. Gene Ontology annotation, molecular function: DNA binding; DNA-binding transcription factor activity. The record is from RefSeq and is a predicted model, not a curated record. Gene Ontology annotation, biological process: ethylene-activated signaling pathway; regulation of DNA-templated transcription. The transcript has a single exon.